CAGUGGAGCAGAGGAGCCUGAUGGAUGCAGAGAUAAAAAGCAGAACGAGGACAAGGGAAGCGUAGAUUGCUACAAAUGCAGACUUCAGCAGCAGCAGCUUGUUUUUCACUAUAGCAAAGACCAGUAUCCAGAUUUUUUUAAGGCUUUUUUUUGCAUCUCUUACCUUCAGCCUGGCUGAAGUUAUCUUUGAAUUCCUUCAGUACAGAUUUCAUGUGAAGGCAUAGUGUUUGUUUCAAGUCACAGGAGCUUUUAUUUUUUUUUAUCAUGUUGAGGAAGAGCUCAGAGCGGCUGAAGGGAGACAGAGAGGUCCUCCUGGAUCUGGAUACUAGGGCUGAAGCACAAAGCACAGAGUGCUAUGGGAGCCUGCAGAAUGGGAGCUUUAUCCCCCCACGAUAUCUUUCAGCUGCAGCUGCUGAUGGAGAUAUGGAUGGCGAUGAUCCCAUUUAUAUGCAGUCUACUACAAGAAGUAAGCAACCAGUGCCACAGUUGGGGAAUUACUUCAGAGACGGGAGAACUAAGAUUGACUUCGUGCUGGUGUGGGAGAUUCGUUCACGGAGGAAGCGGCGAGGGAAAGGGACAAAUAUGGCUACCAGUGAGGAGAGGGAAGCCGUUCCCACUGAGGAGAGCAGCAGGUCCGAACGAAGGAAAGCACAACUGGCUCAGUGGAGAGAGAAGUUUGUUCAGAACCUGGAGAGUGUUGGCUUGGUCAUGGAAAAGGAGGAAACUGCAAAUGAAAAGAAGACCAUACACUUUCUCAAAAUUAGCGCCCCCUGGGAUGUGUUGGUGUGUUAUGCUGAGGAACUUUGCCUUAGAGCUCCACUGCAAGCACAGCAGCAUCUAGACCUCAACACAUCUGCUCGGGUACUGAGUAAACUAUGCAUACCUAACGUAAUGACGGAGUCUGUGCCUAACAGGCCUCUGGACUAUUACACAUGUGCCUUUCGUUUCUACACAGCCUGGCUGCUGCCGGCAGCAGUGGUCGGGACUCUGGUCUUUGUGUCUGGAGUGAUGUCCAUGGGUACCAACACACCAGCGGAGGAAAUCUGUAACAGUGGAGCUAGCUAUACCAUGUGUCCACUCUGCAAAACAUGUAAGGCCUGGAACAUGUCUGAGAUCUGCACCUUGACGAAGCUGGGAUACUUAUUUGACCAUCCAGGUACAGUGUUUUUCAGUGUGUUCAUGUCAUUCUGGGCUGUAACCUUUCUGGAGUACUGGAAGAGAAAAAUGGCCACUCUGGCACAUCACUGGGACUGUAUGGACUUCCAUGAAGAGGAGGAGCGUCCUCGGCCGGAGUUUGCAGCCAUGGCUCCUACUAUGGAGCAAAAUCCAGUGACUGGGGUCAAAGAGCCAUACUUUCCUGAAAAAACCAGGCUGUCUCGCAUGUUCACUGGCUCCAUGGUUAUCAUAAUGAUGUUGGGAUUUUGCAAAUCACUGCAUUUUAUUUAUCAUACAAACAUUCAUGCAUGUAAUUUCCUCCCCCAGGCAGGGACCAUAGCCAACAUCUCCAGCAGUAUUGUAAAUCUGGGGCUCAUACUGCUGAUGGGCCAGGUCUACACCGCAUUAGCUGAGCAGCUCACUAAAUGGGAGAUGCACAGAACACAAACCCAGUAUGACAACGCUUUCAUCUUCAAGGUGUUCAUCUUCCAGUUUGUCAACUUCUACUCGUCUCCCUUUUAUGUGGCUUUCUUUAAAGGAAGGUUUGUGGGUUACCCUACCAACUACGGGACCUUGUUCGGGAUGAGAAAUGAAGACUGUGGUGCCGGGGGUUGUCUCAUUGAAUUGGCUCAACAACUUUUCAUCAUAAUGGUGGGAAAACAGCUCAUCAACAACAUUCAGGAGUUCAUCCUACCUAAAGUGAAGGCCUGGCGCCAGAAGAGAGCUCUGGCAAAAGUGCUGGGUGGCAAGGCAUCCCAUGAGCCUCGGCGCUGGGAAGAGGAUUACCAGCUGGUUGAGUGUGAGGGCCUGUUCGAAGAGUACCUGGAGAUGGUGCUCCAGUUUGGGUUCAUUACUAUCUUUGUGGCGGCGUUCCCCCUCGCUCCGCUCUUCGCCCUCCUUAACAACUGGGUGGAGAUUCGUUUGGAUGCACACAAGUUUGUUUGCGAGUACCGCCGGCCGGUGGCUGAACGUGCACAAAACAUCGGAGUGUGGUUUAACAUACUGGAAGCUUUGUCACACCUGUCUGUCAUUGCCAAUGCUUUCCUAAUAGCGUUCACUUCAGAUUUUUUACCUCGCCUGCUGUAUCAGUACAAAUUUGAUAAUGAUCUCAACGGAUACGUCAACUUCACCCUGGCUUACGCCCCACUCAACUACACAGAGUACCCUAUGUGCAGAUACAAAGCAUUCAGAGACAACAAUGGAAACUACACACUGUUUUACUGGGAGCUCCUGGCAGUCAGACUUGGCUUUAUUAUUGCAUUUGAGCACGUGGUGUUCUUCGUGCUGCGAGCCAUUGACUGGAUUGUACCCGAUGUUCCCGAGUCUCUGGAGCUGAAGAUGAAGAGGGAGCGCUACUUGGCUAAGCAAGCUCUGGCUGAAAACCAGGAGGCCCUGUUGGUGAGUCGAGCCCGAGCGGCCACCGCUGCCACUCCAGGCACCUCCAGCCCAGGAAGUGACACGUCCCUUGGAAACAUGAGUUAAGAUUCCUCUGUGGAAAAGAAGCAGUGGGACUGAACGCUGGUGGAAUAUGAGACUUUCCUUUGUAUCUUGGAUAAGUGAAAUUUUCCCAAGAAAGUGGAAUACUGUCUUGGGAUUGGUUUUCAUAUCACUAAUACAUAUUCAUCUGCACAGAUACGUGAUAAGCAGGUGUGCUUUGGCCCGCCCACCUUCUUCAUAUGGACAUUUCUCCAACAUGUUUGGGAUUUUUUUUUUCAAUCUCAUGGUUAUUGCAACAUUAUCAGAGUCUGAUAUUUCUUUACUGGAGCAAAGGGCAUGAAUUUAUAAAGCAUAAAUCUAUGUAUUGCUAAAUAAUUAAGCAACGUAUGUAGGGAAAAUUAGUAUGUUGAUUGGCUUCCACUAGCUGCAGCAUGCACUGUUAAUGCUACCUGACUCCACGCAGGUGUGGGACUUACUUGCAGUACUGUGUGUGUAUCCCACGCAGCCUCAGAUUGACUUCAAAGUCUAACAACAUGAACUAUUUAAAUGAUGCCAAAUGUUGUAUUGACAGAGCAUAGUUUGAAAUGGCAUAAAUUGCAAUUUGCAGUGUUUUUCUUGGAGUUACUGUUGGGAUACCCAGAGGACCUGAAAUGUAAUGAAGUCGGAUUACACCUUGACUCUGCAAAAGCUCAUCAUGAAUAUUUUUUGGGGGGGCUUUAUAAAACUCCUCUGAAGGGACAGAAGGCUUCAAACAAAGGAGUGCACAGGAUCAGUAGUGCCACUCAUGGAAAGAAAACAGACUGUGUGAGCUCGGCAGACUGCCUCUUUAAUCUGUAUGGUUAUUAUCUUUAUGACGAAUGCUGACUUGAGGUCAAAGUUCACCUUUCUUGGACAAACUGUUGCAACAAGAUCAACAGAGUCAACAGUGCUUUGGGGGUUUUUGCCCCUCAUUUUCACAAAGCUGGCAUUGUUCACUGACUGUAUUAUCAUCACAUAGUUUAUGCUGCGUUUUCACUCAGCACCAAGCAUGAAAGUCUUUUCUACGUGAAUGUCCUGCACAGUAUGGCUGUACAGUACUGCUGUACUGUAAACAGGAGUGAAACAGCACCUGAGCAGAGGCCAUAUUUUACGUAUGAGCUGUUUUGUCAUUUUUGAUCAAAUAAAUCUAGUUUGACGAACGCAAACACCUCCUCGAUGUGGGAUUCACAGCCUCAGAGAUGCUGUACUUGCUGGAACUUUAAUCCUUCCACACCAUCUGUCUUCUCCACUUUCUUCUUCUCUUCAUUUUUCCCUCCUUCUUAAAACAUCACCUUCCCCCCA
Molecule: messenger RNA, 3912 nt
Organism: Neolamprologus brichardi
Lineage: Eukaryota; Metazoa; Chordata; Actinopteri; Cichliformes; Cichlidae
Source: RefSeq, a predicted model, not a curated record